GAACCCAGGACCUUCUGCAUGUAAAGCACACGUGCUAACCGCUACACUAUGGAAUCAUGUCCAACUCGGGAUUUUGAAGGAGAGGGAGAUACAGAGACGUGGAAGGAAGAAGAUCAUGUCACCACGAAGAUGGAGACUGACGUGAUGCAUGUAUAAGCCAAGGAACGCUGAGCAUUGCUGGCAACCACCAGAAGCUAGGAAGAGGCGAGGAAAGAUUCUGCCCAAAACCUCAGGGGAAUCACGGACCUGCUGACACCUUGAUUUCAGACUUCAGCUCCCCAAACUGCAGAAGUGGGGACUUUUCUUCCUGGCACUGGAACCCUGGGCUGUGAAGCCUGAUGUGGGCCAGGACUCCUCACUCUUCUGGGAGGACCUCUGUAGCCAAGGAAACUAUGCCCCAGACAUCUGUCCUCUUCUCCAGCAUACUCAGGCCCAGCUGUAGUGGACAGGUGCAGCCCAGCAUGGGGGAGCGAGGAGGUGGGGCCAGCAGCUCCAGGGACCUCAUCUUCCAGGAUGGAUGCCUCAUCUCUGGAUCCUUGGAGGCCUUGAUAGAACACCUAGUCCCCACAGUGGACUAUUACCCUGAUAAGACAUACAUCUUCACAUUUCUCUUGAGCUCUCGGGUCUUCAUCCCACCUCAUGACCUGCUGGCCCGUGUGGGGCAGAUCUGCCUGGAGCAGAGGCAGCAGCUGGAGGCCGGGUCUGAGAAGGCCAAGCUAAAAUCCUUCUCUGCUAAGAUUGUGCAGCUGCUAAAGGAGUGGACAGAGGCCUUCCCCUACGACUUCCAGGAUGAGAAGGCCAUGGCUGAACUGAAGGCUAUCACCUACCGGCUCACACAGUGUGAGGAGGAGAAUGGCACAGUGAAGAAGGCCAUCACCCAAAUGAUGCAGAGCCUGCUGCUAUCCCUGGCUGCCCGGAGCCAGCUUCAGGAGCUUCGGGAGAAGCUCCGCUCGCCAGCUCUGGACAAAGGGCCUGUCCUCAAGGCCAAGCCACCAGCCACUCAGAAGGAUAUCCUGGGCAUGUGCUGUGACCCCCUGGUGCUGGCCCAGCAGCUGACUCAUAUCGAGCUGGUCAGUGCUACAGUUUGCCUGCCCAGGGAGAGGGUUUGCAGCAUUCACUCCGAGGACCUGAUGCAGAUCAUCAGUCACGUGGACUCUCGAGACAAUCACAGGUGCCGAGGGGACCUGACCAAAACCUACAGCCUGGAGGCCUACGACAAUUGGUUCAACUGUCUCAGCAUGCUAGUGGCCACCGAGGUGUGCCGGGUCGUGAAGAAAAAGCAUCGGACCCGCAUGCUGGAGUUCUUCAUCGAUGUGGCCCGGGAGUGCUUCAACAUCGGAAACUUCAACUCCAUGAUGGCUAUCAUCUCUGGCAUGAACCUCAGUCCUGUGGCGCGGCUGAAGAAAACAUGGUCCAAAGUCAAGACAGCCAAGUUCGAUGUCUUGGAGCACCACAUGGACCCAUCAAGCAACUUCUGCAACUAUCGCACAGCCCUGCAGGGGGCCACACAGAGGUCCCAGAUGGCCAACAGCAACCGAGAGAAGAUUGUCAUCCCUGUAUUCAACCUUUUUAUUAAGGACAUCUACUUCCUCCAUAAAAUCCACACCAACCACCUGCCCAAUGGGCAUAUUAACUUCAAGAAAUUUUGGGAGAUUUCCAGAUUGAUCCAUGAGUUCAUGACAUGGACACAGGUAGAGUGUCCCUUUGAGAAGGACAAGAAGAUUCAGAGUUACCUGCUCACGGCACCCAUCUACAGCGAGGAAGCACUCUUCAUUGCCUCCUUUGAAAGUGAAGGUCCAGAGAACCAUAUGGAAAAGGAUAGCUGGAAGACUCUCAGGACCACUCUCCUUAACAGAGCCUGAAGAUGUGGAUGCCGCCUGCAGACACGGGAUGAAGCACACACGUGAAUCGUGUUUUAAUCUUGAUAUGGGUUGAGAUGUGGUGGCCUCACUGGUUGAGGUCUAUUUUGUAUAUAACUUUUAUGGGAUAAAAUGGUAAUUAUUUCAUGUAUCAACCUUUGGCACAAAGUUUUUUGUUUAUUUUAAAUAACAGGGCAGGGCCCUCGUUUGGGGAGGGAUAGGGAAAUAGUAUCAUGGGAGAUGACAUCCAUGAUAACAUCUCAUUCUAAUGAAAUGUAGAUUUUUAUUUUCUGCUUUUGAUUAUAUCCACAUUGUAGGAAAAAAUAUAUAUAUAGAUAUAAAAAUCAACUAAAACCAAUGUGAGCCCUGCCUGCUUGGAUGCCCUUCUAGCCCUCUGUCUCUGAUGUCGGGGCUAGUGCCUUAGAGGGUACUUGGGAGCUCUUUCUCAUUCUGCUCUAGCCUGCACCCAGCAGUGCCAUGGGAGGCACUGGGAAAACUGGGCCCUAAACUACAGGAGCCUGCCCUCAAAACAUGGGCCACUAAGGUUCCAGGUUCCAACAAGGCCUGAGAGGCCAGGUGGUCUUAUUUGCGUACUUUUGGAAGUGAACCUUUAAAUAUGAGCUUUCCAAAGUUUACAUUUUCCUUUUACUUUAUCAGGGAUUUAUGGGGUUGGGAGGGGCAGAGGGACACCUGACAGCAUAUUUUCUGUUGGAAUAUGUCUGGCAAGGCUUUCUUCAACUACAUUUUAGGAAAAGAGGAUAUCUAAAAUAAUGUAAGGUGGGAGGAGUUGUGGAAUUGUCGGUUUUCCAGGCUGUAACUGAAAGACACACUUACCUGUAAUGAAUAACAUACAAAGUAGACUUGAGAAUGGAGACAUUUAAGCUGUUUUUGAAACCCAGCUACAAAGUGAAAAGAAGCAACUCAUAAGCCAGUAUUCCAGUGGACAGCCACCUCCUCCCCUCUGGGUGGCGGCUUCUCUAAGGGAAUCUGAAACAGAAAAUUAGCCAGGCCAGUAACUGCUGGAGCCCAUGCACAUAUAACUGCUCGACGUUUGGAGGUAUUUUCCACUCCCAAACUCGAGCACACUCAUUUUCUGACUUCCUGGCUGUGACCGCCCUGUUCUCUUGAAAGGGGAAGGUGGGCCAUCCACACUGACUCCAUCUCCCUUACGGGGGGCUUUGCACAAGCAGAUUGGGAACUACUUACCCUUGUCUCACUUCACACGCCUGUCUUCUGCAGAAGUCUGCAGUUGGAGGGCCUGGUGAGGAUGGGCCAGUUAGUUCCUAAUUCCCACAGCUCCAGAAGAGCCUGGAGAUGUGAAGGCGAGGCUUUAGGAAGGAGGUGGCUCUGUGAGCCUCUGCUGAUGUUAUCUUCAGCCCUGGGUAGAACAAGAAUAUUUACACUGUAUUGUCACAGUGUUUUUGCACUUUUCAGACAUUCUAGAUAGUACAUAUUGUCUAUUGAUAGUACAUAUUACUUUGUUUAUGUAUUUGAGAUAAAGAAAGGCUUAAAACUUGAGAGUAUAUAUUUGGAAUACAAUAUUAGAACAUUUUCUGUAUGUGCAUUAAGGAGCUUUCCCAUCACGUACACUUCACUGGGUCCUCAAUUUUAGUACCCACCUGAUAGUGUCUGCGUUUGACACUUUAUUUUCCCAAUUGGAUACAUUUCCUGUGAUGUUUUGGUAUUUUGAGAUGAACUGUGAAUAUAAAGCUGUACUGUAACGCAGGAAUGUCAGUGUUGGUGUGACUGGAUGUAUUUGCAUCAAUAAAAGAACACAUUGCUCCCUU
Messenger RNA from Pteropus alecto (black flying fox), 3646 nucleotides. It is a transcript of the gene RASGEF1A, whose product is annotated as RasGEF domain family member 1A. Bases 339 to 1862 code for a protein of 507 amino acids. Gene Ontology annotation, biological process: positive regulation of GTPase activity; Ras protein signal transduction. Gene Ontology annotation, molecular function: guanyl-nucleotide exchange factor activity. Gene Ontology annotation, cellular component: plasma membrane. NCBI's taxonomy places the organism in Eukaryota, Metazoa, Chordata, Mammalia, Chiroptera, Pteropodidae. The record is from RefSeq and is a predicted model, not a curated record. The transcript has 15 exons.